This is a messenger RNA of Saccostrea cuccullata (small rock oyster), 2017 nucleotides long. RefSeq names its product heat shock 70 kDa protein 12B-like. The record is from RefSeq and is a predicted model, not a curated record. Gene Ontology annotation, molecular function: ATP-dependent protein folding chaperone; ATP binding. The coding region runs from base 116 to 1885 and encodes 589 amino acids. Lineage: Eukaryota; Metazoa; Mollusca; Bivalvia; Ostreida; Ostreidae. The transcript is spliced from 5 exons.
UAUGCGCAUGCACUUUAAACCGGAAGAUUAACUUUCGUUUUGAAUUUUGACAAAUUUUGUUGAAGAACAGGUGUGAAGACAAGGAAUUUGUGUCAUUAUUAUUGAAUGAAUUGUCAUGUCAAUAUCAUCAAAUGACGGUUUGUUGGUUUGUGCCAUUGACUUUGGCACAACCUUCUCGGGGUACGCUUACUCCAUGAAAAGUGACUUUGAAGACAGUCCUAUGAAAAUAUCCCUCCCAGACUGGAAGGCCCCGUCAAGUAUACAGAUUUCUGAUAAGACCCCCACCACUCUUCUGCUAGACAAAUAUCAUAAGUUUGUGGCCUUUGGAUACGAAGCAGAAUCAAAAUAUGCCGAACUGACAGAAGAAGAGGAACAUCAUGACUAUUGUUAUUUCCGCCGAUUCAAAAUGGUGCUAUACAACCAACUUAGGAAGGAGGACCAGAGACUGACAAUGGAAACGAGGAUCCUAGAUAUAACAGAAAAGAAGAAUAUAUUGGCAAUUGAAGUGUUUAGCCAUUCUAUCCGAUACAUGAAGGAUCACAUGUUAGACACCGUAAGAAAGAAAGGUUUGGGAGUAAGGGAGUCAGAGAUCAAUUGGGUUUUGACUGUACCAGCUAUGUGGUCGGAUCCAGCCAAACAGUUCAUGACCAAGUCAGCAGAAAUGGCUGGUAUUCCAAGAACCAGACUCAUUCUGGCCCUAGAACCUGAGGCAGCUUCCAUAUAUUGCAGUCAUCUCCCGCUGACAAAACUUGACGGGUGUAAUGAUAUUGGUGUUUUCAAACCAGGCAGCAAGUACCUCGUUCUUGAUGCAGGAGGUGGAACAGUGGAUAUAACGGUUCAUCAAAUGGGGAAUGGAAAACUGACGGAACUGGAGAAGGCCAGUGGAGGGGACUGGGGAGGAACUUGUGUCGACAAUACUUUUAGAGAUACCCUUAUAGAAGUUGUUACUCGUUUGUAUAUGGAAGCUUUCCGAUUGAAGCAUACAGGGGAUUACAUAGAACUUUUUAGAGAUUUUGAAAUGAAGAAAAGAAAAAAAACAAAUGUUCCACAAUCUAAAGUCACAAUGAAAAUACCAGCAACAUUCAGUGAAUGGUUUGAAGAAUACAGUCAUAAAGACAUAACUGAUGCAAUUAAAGAAUCUAAAUACAGCAACAGUAUGAAAUGGGAAGGGGACAAGUUGCGUAUCACACAAGCUUUAUUUGACAGCUUUUUCCAACCUGCAUGUGCAGGAAUUAUUGAUCAUGUGAACCAUCUGUUGGAAAAACCAAAUGUGAGAGGUACACAAACAAUAUUAAUGGUCGGUGGAUUUUCUGAAUCACCUAUAUUACAAGCUCGUAUUCGUGCUGCAUUUCCCGAUUUCCGUGUUGUUGUUCCAAAUGAUGCAGGCUUGGCGGUUUUAAAAGGAGCCGUAUUAUUUGGUCAUAAUCCUUGCAUGAUUAUGACAAGAGUAGCAAAAUAUACUUACGGUUUUGCUUCAUUUGAAAAAUUCAAUAGCAAAAUGCAUAGAAAAGAAAAGAAGAUAUUAAUGGAUGAAAAAGAUUAUUGUAAAGAUAUAUUUGAUGUACAUGUGCGGAAAGGAGCUAGCCUUCUUAUUGACGAAGCACAAGUGAAACGACCGUACGAAGUCAAUCGUGAAGACCAGACUGAACUUGAUUUAGAAUUAUAUGUGUCAGACUCAGAUGAACUGCCAAAAUAUGUCACCGAUCCAGGAUGUCAUUAUUUAGGAACUCUAAAAGUCCAAGUCCCAAAACCCAAGAAAGGGAAAAAACACGGGGUUAAUGUACAGUUGAUAUUUGGCGGGACUGAACUCCGUGUUAAAGCAGAAAAUAUGUCUAAUGGGGACGUAACUAGUGCCGAAUUUAAUUUUCUUGGAGAAGAACCUUAGAAUGAUGCAAGUUCUGUUUUGUUUAUUUUAUUUGAAUAGAACAAUACUUUUAUGCUUCUUUAAGUAUGUACAUAUCUUCUUCAAAAAGUUUAUCGGAUUAGUGUUUAAUCAAAAUAUUGUAUAUUGUAUUUU